UUAAAUACACCCUUAUCUAUCCUUACCAAAUUCCUCUUAUUAAUUAUUUGUUAUCUUCCCACAAAACAAACAUGUUUCAUAAUCAAAUACCUUAUUCUUCCACACAUCAAGAACAAUAUCAUCAAGAUGAUGAUGAAAAUGAAAACAUAAGAGAAAUCCAUGCUCUAACUUCGCCGCCACUUCCACCACCAACAGCAUAUCAUCGUCAUCACGAAGCGUGGGAAACAACUAGCCAUCGAUCCUCUUCGCUUUCAGUGGCUAGCAUUGAAAGCGAAAACUUUACUACCAUGAGUAGGGAAUUUAGUGCCUUGGUCGUUGCAGGAACUGGCAUAAAUAAUAACGGAAGUGAUCAAACAAUUAGUGAAGGUGGAAAUAGUAUGAAUACAAAUAAUGGAAGUAGUAACAACUUGGAAAGGAUUGGUGAGGAAGAUAUGGUCAUCGAAAAUAAUCCUUUAGCCAUCGUACCGGAUAAUAAUCCUAUGGUUAAUUCGCCUAGUAGUAUACGACGUGGGAGUUCUAUCACGACGAGUGGAGGCAAUAAUAAUAACGAAGUGUCGUCUAUACAUAUGGUGAAGAAAGAAGAAGUCGAAUCAAAGAUUUUGGCUUGGCAAAACGCGAAAAUUGCCAAGAUUAAUAAUCGGUUUAAGCGAGAGGAUGCAAUCAUUAAUGGAUGGGAGAAUGAACAAGUUCAAAAGUCUAAUACUUGGAUGAAGAAAGUCGAGAGGAAACUGGAAGCAAAACGAGCACGGGCAAUGGAGAAGAUGCAAAAUGACAUAGCAAAAGCCCGAAGAAAAUCAGAAGAAAGGAAAGCCACGGCAGAGGCGAAAAGAGGAACCAAAGUGGCCAGGGUCUUGGAGGUGGCUAACUUGAUGAGGGCUGUUGGUCGAGCUCCUGCAAAACGUUCAUUCUUCUAAACCAUAUCAUUAUAAUAUAAUCACAAGAUCGUUAGUGUGUAAAUAAUAAGCGCCCCGUUGAUGAAGGGGUCCAUUAGUUUUUUUGGAUUAAAGAGCACCCUAAAGAUUUGGUGACAAUUCUAAAAUGUACCCUAAAAAAUACUCGGACUUUGGAGGUGUAAUAUUGUAUGUUUUGAUGCAUCAAAAGUUCAUAGCGUGUUACGAACUUA
Erigeron canadensis is the source of this 1123-nucleotide messenger RNA. Its product is annotated as remorin 4.1-like. The transcript has 2 exons. The record is from RefSeq and is a predicted model, not a curated record. Bases 72 to 914 code for a protein of 280 amino acids. NCBI's taxonomy places the organism in Eukaryota, Viridiplantae, Streptophyta, Magnoliopsida, Asterales, Asteraceae.